GCCAUCUGCAGCCAAGCUGGCUAAUACUCGCUGCUAGUCGCCGCCGUGCCGUCAGCCCUUACCGACUGUGGGGCUGUAUAAAGGGCCACCAUCACGAUGGGGACCCGAACAAAAUGGUUAAUCACUACCUCGAUACUGAUAGUGUGGUACGCACAUCUGACACACGCGCAAUUCUGGACGGACCUAUCGAGUGGUGGCGUUGGACUGUUUAAGCGCGCCGAAGCCGACUACCCGCGACAGCCGCAGCCAAACGUCGACCCGAGCUACAGCAUUCUGGACACGGCCAGCGCACCGCAGGGUCCCCCGGCCAAGAACUGCACCGCCGGCGGGUGCUGCCUGCCGAAGUGCUUCGCCGAGAAGGGCAACCGCGGCAUGCCGGGUCCGAUGGGCCUGAAGGGCGCGAAGGGUGUCCGCGGAUUCCCCGGCUCGGAGGGGCUGCCGGGCGAGAAGGGCACCAAGGGCGAGUCGGGCCCGAUGGGUCUGCUGGGGCCGAAGGGUGACCGGGGUCGGGACGGGCUGCCCGGUUACCCCGGCAUCCCCGGCACCAACGGCGUCCCUGGAGUGCCCGGUGCUCCCGGCCUGUCGGGGCGCGACGGAUGCAACGGAACGGACGGGCUACCCGGACUGUCCGGCCUGGCGGGAUCGCCCGGGCCCCGCGGAUACGCCGGAAUACCGGGAACGAAGGGCGACAAGGGUGAGCCGGCGCGGCAACCGGAAAACUACAACAAAGGCCAGAAGGGUGAGCCGGGCCUGGAGGGCCUGGACGGACUGCCCGGGCCGGCCGGAGAAGUAGGAGAGCGGGGGUUCCCCGGAACGCCCGGCGACAAAGGCAUGAUGGGGCUGGGCGGCGGUAAGGGUGAGCGCGGCGACAAGGGCGAGUGCAUCAAGGGCGCCAAGGGUGAGAAGGGCUCCAAAGGCGAGGAGGUGUACCCUGUGAGCGGAACGACGACCACGACCGGGCCGAAGGGUGAACGGGGCGACCGCGGCGAAGCCGGCGAGCCGGGGCAGCCCGGUGAGAAGGGGCAGGCGGGCGACCGCGGUCUCAUCGGUGACCGGGGCCACAAGGGCGAGAAAGGACUGUCGGGACCGCCCGGUCUGCGGGGCCGUGACGGAAACUUCGGACCAGUCGGAUUGCCGGGCCAGAAGGGUGACCGCGGAUCGGAGGGCCUGCACGGACUGAAGGGAAACGCCGGCCCGAAGGGUGACUCCGGCCGGGAUGGAGUGCCCGGGAUGCCGGGUAUUGCCGGACCGCCCGGUGCCCCCGGUGGAGGCGAAGGACGACCCGGUGCUCCUGGGCCGAAGGGCCCACGCGGCUACGAAGGGCCACCGGGCCCGAAAGGGAUGGACGGAUUCCACGGCGAAAUCGGCGAACGCGGCCAGAUGGGCCCGAAGGGUGGCCAGGGUGUUCCGGGGCGCCCCGGACCGGAAGGCUACCCGGGCGAGAAGGGCGAAAAGGGAGAACCAGGAUCGAUCGGCAUGCCCGGCGCGCAAGGUGUCCGCGGUUACCAGGGUCAGCCGGGACCGGAAGGUCCACGCGGAGAACCGGGAGCACCAGGAUUCGGCGUCGCUGGAGGAAAGGGUAACGCCGGUAUGCCCGGGUUCCCCGGCGUCAAGGGCCAGAAGGGUGAGCGCGGAUUCAAGGGCGUGGUGGGCACACCGGGCGACGCCAAGGAAGGACGACCGGGGGCACCCGGGUUGCAGGGGCGCGACGGCGAGAAGGGCGAACCGGGCCGGCCGGGCAUUCCGGGCGCGAAGGGCGACCGGGGCGGGAAGGGCGAGCUGGGUGGCCGCUGCACGGACUGCCGGCCGGGUCUGAAGGGCGACAAGGGCGAGCGGGGGUACGCGGGCGAACCGGGCCGAGCGGGGAAACCGGGUGAACCGGGCGAACGCGGCUUCCCGGGGACACCGGGCGAGGACGGCAGGAUGGGAUUGCCGGGCGAACGGGGCCAUAAGGGUGAGGCGGGACUGAUUGGACCACCGGGAUCGCCGGGUGAGCGGGGCCGUGACGCCAUCAUCACCGCGGACCAGGUACAGUCGCUGAAGGGCGAAAAGGGCGAACUGGGGCCACGAGGCCUCGAGGGGCUGAAGGGCGAGAAGGGCUUCCCGGGGCGCAUCGGACUGGAGGGCAAGAUGGGACUGCGCGGACCGAAAGGUGAGCAUGGGCGGCCGGGCGAGGCAGGAAUUGACGGGGCGCCCGGUGCCCCCGGCAAGGACGGGACGCCCGGGCGCCACGGGCAGACGAUCAAGGGCGAACCGGGGCUGAAGGGCAACGUGGGCUACUCGGGCGAGAAGGGCGACAAGGGCUGGUCGGGACUGAAGGGUGAGCCGGGCAAGUGUGCGGACAUUCCGCCCAACCUGGAGAAGGCCAUCCGGGGGCCGCAAGGAGCGCAGGGUGAGAAGGGUGCUCCGGGGAUCCAGGGCAUUCGCGGAGACAAGGGUGAUCUGGGUGAGCAGGGCCGGACGGGGAUGCCGGGUAAUGCGGGCCCACCCGGGGCACCGGGGCCGGUUGGUCCGCGUGGGUUGACCGGUCAACGGGGCGAGAAGGGUAAUUCGGGACCGACGGGACCACCGGGAGCGCCGGGACGCGACGGAUUGUCGGGGGCACCGGGGCUGGUCGGGGCGAAGGGUGGCAAGGGUGAUCCGGGCCUGUCGAUGGUGGGGCCCCCCGGCCCGAAGGGUAACUCUGGUCUGCGCGGUCCGAAAGGGGACCGAGGCGGUGCGGGCGACCGGGGCGAGGCGGGAAUGCCCGGUUCGGUCGGGUACCCGGGCGAGAAGGGUGACCAGGGCCUCUCGGGACCGCCCGGCUAUCCGGGCGAGGUCGGUCCGAAGGGUGAGUCGGGUCCGAAGGGCCCCGCGGGCCACCCGGGCGCCCCCGGCAUCCCCGGCAUGGACGGUGUGAAGGGCCUGUCGGGGCUGAAGGGUGACGUGGGGGCACCGGGCGUGAUCGGAUUGCCGGGCCAGAAGGGCGACUCGGGCCAGGCCGGCAACGAUGGGCUGAAGGGCUUCCAGGGACGCAAGGGCAUGAUGGGGGCGCCCGGGUACCCGGGGGCCCGAGGGCCGCAGGGUGCCAAGGGCGAGAUGGGUGAGAAAGGCGACCGGGGCGAGAUCGGACUGAAGGGGCUGCAGGGCGUAUCGGGACCACCCGGUCUUAUGGGCCCGAAGGGCGACAAAGGGCUGGGCGGGCUGCCGGGACCGGCGUGUCUCGCGGGGCAGCAAGGCGACAAGGGCGACAAGGGCUUCUCGGGGCUGCCAGGCAUGCCGGGCGAACCGGGGGCCGCAUCGGAGAAGGGCCAGAAGGGCGAGUUCGGGUCGCCGGGGCUGCGCGGUAACGAUGGCCUUCCCGGCCUGGAGGGUCCGGCCGGGCCGAAGGGCGACCCGGGCGUGUCGGGUUACGGGCGGCCUGGACCGCAGGGCGAGAAGGGUGACCUCGGAAUGCAGGGUAUGGACGGGUUGGCGGGCACGAACGGCGUGAAGGGUGACAUGGGCGUACCCGGGUUCCCGGGCAUCAAGGGCGACAAGGGCACGACGGGACUGCCAGGCAUUCCGGGGGCCCCCUGCAUGGACGGGCUGCCGGGGGCCGAGGGUCCGAUGGGGCCACGCGGCUACGAUGGCGAGAAGGGCUUCAAGGGCGAACCGGGGCGACUGGGAGAGCGGGGUGACCGGGGCGAAAAGGGUGACACAGGACUCAGUGGCCCCGUAGGGCUGAUGGGCCUGAAGGGAGACCGCGGCGUGCCGGGCGAACCGGGACUGUCGGCGACGGCGGAUGCGAUCAAGGGCGACAAGGGCGAGCCUGGCUUCCCGGGGCCGUUCGGGCGCCCGGGCAAGGUCGGUCUCCCGGGGGCACCGGGUGAAGUGGGCGCCAAAGGAGAGACAGGGCUGCAGGGUCUGCCCGGGUUCCCCGGACCCCCCGGCCUGAACGGGCUCGCCGGCCAGAAGGGCGACAUGGGUCCGAUGGGUGACAAGGGCGACACCUGCCCGGUGGUGAAGGGCGAAAAGGGGUUGCCGGGUCGGCCGGGCAAAACAGGACGCGACGGGCCACCCGGAUUGGCAGGUGAAAAGGGCGACAAGGGGUUGGGUGGGCUGCCGGGACCGAUGGGUCCACCCGGUCCACCGGGGCCGCUCGGGCGCCAGGGUGAGAAGGGCGACCGAGGGGAUACGGGGCUGGUAGGGCGCGCCGGUAAGGACGGCUUCCCGGGGCCACCGGGCCAGCGGGGCCUUCCGGGGCCGCAGGGUGAAAAGGGUGACCAAGGGCCACCCGGGUUCCUCGGCCCGAAGGGCGAGCGGGGCGAGCGAGGACGCGACGGCAUCAACGGGCUGAACGGGCCGCAGGGCUCGAAGGGUGACCGUGGGGCGCCCGGCCUCGAGGGGGUGGCCGGACUGGUUGGGAUGGUGGGAGAAAAGGGUGAACGGGGCCUGCGCGGCCUGUCCGGGCUGGACGGUGCUCCGGGCGAGAAGGGUCAAAAGGGCGAAAUGCCCCCGCUGCCCCCGCAGCGGAAGGGUCCGCCCGGCCCACCCGGGUACGAUGGGCCGAAGGGUGACAAGGGCGCCCCGGGACUGGCGGGCCCGCCGGGUAUUCCGGGGGCGCCGGGAGCCCCGGGCGAGAUCGGGCUGCGAGGCUUCGAGGGAGCGCGCGGUCUGCAGGGACUCCGCGGGGACGUGGGGCCCGAGGGUCGAGCCGGGCGCGAUGGAGCACCGGGCUUCCCGGGAUCGAAGGGCGAGGCGGGCCGGGACUGCGACGCGGCCCCCUACUACACCGGCAUCCUGCUUGUGCGCCACAGCCAGUCGGAGGAGAUCCCGCAGUGCGAGGCGGGCCACCUGAAGCUGUGGGACGGGUACUCGCUCCUGUACGUCGACGGCAACGAUUACCCGCACAACCAGGACCUCGGCUCGGCCGGGUCCUGCGUGCGCAAGUUCUCCACCCUGCCGAUCCUCGUGUGCGGCCAGAACAACGUGUGCAACUACGCAUCGCGCAACGACCGCACCUUCUGGCUGUCCACCUCUGCGCCGAUCCCGAUGAUGCCGGUCACGGAGAACGACAUGCGGCCGUACAUCUCCCGCUGCACCGUCUGCGAGGCGCCCACCAACGUGAUCGCCGUCCACAGCCAGGCGCUCCACAUCCCCGACUGCCCCAACGGCUGGGAGGGCCUGUGGAUCGGCUACAGCUUCCUCAUGCACACGGCCGUCGGGCACGGGGGCGGUGGCCAGUCGCUGUCCGGACCCGGCUCCUGCCUGGAGGACUUCCGCGCCACCCCGUUCAUCGAGUGCAACGGGGGCAAGGGCCACUGUCACUACUACGAAACGCAGACCUCCUUCUGGCUGGUGUCGCUCGAGGACCACCAGCAGUUCCAGCGCCCGGAGCAGCAAACCCUGAAGGCCGGAAACCUGCUCUCGCGCGUCUCCCGCUGCCAAGUGUGCAUCCGCCGCUAGUGGGGGCGGGUUGCGGGUUCACGGGGUGAUGGGUUGG
This is a messenger RNA of Anopheles cruzii, 5464 nucleotides long. RefSeq names its product collagen alpha-1(IV) chain (gene Col4a1). The coding region runs from base 97 to 5427 and encodes 1776 amino acids. Gene Ontology annotation, molecular function: extracellular matrix structural constituent. Gene Ontology annotation, cellular component: collagen trimer. The record is from RefSeq and is a predicted model, not a curated record. The transcript is spliced from 6 exons. Lineage: Eukaryota; Metazoa; Arthropoda; Insecta; Diptera; Culicidae.